CAAGCGAAGCGGUUGCAAUCUGAGCUUGAGGGAGCGCGCAAUCUAGUCGAGCAGCUUGUCUCUCUAUCCAGGUCGCUUGAUGGCACUGCCUUCCGCAUCAACCAGCUCAAGCAUCGUCGAGGAAAGAAGCUGCCUGAGGAUGAACUGCGAAUAGUUCUUCAUUGUCUCGAGUUAUGCCGUGAGGAGAAAACAAAUGGCAGGACUAUCUCAACAGCGGAUCCAUUUUUGCGAAUGUCCACAGCUUUUUGCGUCUUCUGGCUUCUGAUCUUCACCAACGGGCUGCUGAACUGAACCUAUCUGGACGUGUUGCCACUCUUAAUCGGCUUCAUAAGUUUGUCAAAAACACCUAACCGAGUGAUUACCCCAUUCCAAAUCGAGGGACUAUUAGGAAGAUGAUGUGUUCUAUGGGGUUUCAGUACAAAGACUUCGGAAAGACUAAGAACUUUGUUGAUACACUUGAGAUACAGAAGCUAAGGCACAAGUAUCUCAAACGACGGCACUCAGAAGAGUUUAAAGAUGCAGUAUUUGUAUGGCUUGAUGAGUCUUAAUGCAAUCAGCAUCAUGUCAGUAAAGGUCUGUUUCAUUCAUGUUCGUGUUCGCAUUCGCGCCUGUGUUUGUGUUUGUGUUCGUG
This is a messenger RNA of Gamsiella multidivaricata, 631 nucleotides long. RefSeq lists its product as uncharacterized. Lineage: Eukaryota; Fungi; Mortierellomycota; Mortierellomycetes; Mortierellales; Mortierellaceae. The record is from RefSeq and is a predicted model, not a curated record. Bases 393 to 548 code for a protein of 51 amino acids. The transcript has 2 exons.